This is a messenger RNA of Schistosoma spindalis, 3066 nucleotides long. The record is from the annotation of a GenBank genome assembly. NCBI's taxonomy places the organism in Eukaryota, Metazoa, Platyhelminthes, Trematoda, Strigeidida, Schistosomatidae.
AUGGGUGUUCCAGCUUUUUUCAGAUGGCUGAGUAUGAAAUAUCCAUCAAUUGUUACCCAUUGUGCAGAGAAACGUGGAGCUAUUUUGGAUGAUGAUGGCAAUAGAUCACCUGUAGAUACGUCGGAGCCGAAUCCAAAUGGAGAAGAAUUCGACAAUCUAUAUUUAGAUAUGAACGGUAUUAUCCAUCCAUGUACGCAUCCAGAAAACAAACCAGCUCCAAAAACGGAGUCGGAAAUGUUCCUAGCUAUUUUCGAAUACAUAGAUAGAUUGUUUGCUAUUGUGCGCCCUAGACGAGUAUUGUAUAUGGCCAUCGAUGGAGUGGCUCCACGUGCUAAAAUGAAUCAACAACGCUCCAGACGUUUUCGAGCGGCCCAAGAGGCGAAAGAAAAACGAAUAACUAUUGAGCGUUUAAGGAAUGAACUAAUUGCAAGAGGGGCACAUCUUCCACCACCUAAGGAAGAACAUUUUGACUCCAAUUGUAUUACUCCAGGAACACCAUUUAUGGCACGUUUGGCUGUUGCUUUAAGGGGGUAUAUAUAUACCCGUUUGACAAAAGAUCCGGGAUGGAAGAAUCUGAUGGUAUUCUUGAGUGACGCAAAUGUUCCUGGUGAAGGUGAACAUAAAAUCAUGGAUUUUAUCAGACGACAGAGGAAUAAUCCAACUCAUGACGCCAAUACGAAACAUUGUUUAUGUGGCGCUGACGCUGACCUUAUAAUGCUUGGAUUAGCCACACAUGAACCAUAUUUUACUAUUAUUCGUGAGGAAUUUAAACCAAACCAACCAAAACCUUGUGAUUUGUGUGGCCAGAUCGGUCAUGAGAUGGAGGACUGUGUAGGUGCUCCAAAAGAAGAAGAUCCAAACGAACGCCCUCCUCCACUACCUUCAGGAGAUGUGGAUUUCAUCUUCAUUCGCUUGAAUGUUCUGAGACAAUAUCUAGCAGAAGAUCUGAAGUUGGCCGGCAUUACAUUUGAAUGGGAUCUCGAACGAGUCAUUGACGAUUGGGUUUUUAUGUGCUUUUUCGUUGGAAAUGACUUCCUCCCUCAUCUUCCGAGUUUGGAAAUCCGCGAAGGAGCGAUUGAUCGUUUGAUUGAAAUCUACAAGUCAACAGUUCAGAAAACGGGAGGGUGGUUGACUGAUAGUGGACGAGUCAAUUUAGAGCGUGUCCAACUCAUUAUGGUCGAUUUGGGAAAGAUGGAGGAUGAGAUCUUCAAAAAUCGUCGUGAAUCAGAACUACAGUUUCGUAAUAGAAAGCGUCAACAUUCAUCUGGAAAUGGUUAUGAUAAAAACCAACGUGGGUUCGCUCCACAACGAUUGGGUCACCGCCCAUCAUUUGAAGUGUCCCAAUCUGGUUUUAUGGAACCUAUUCCCCUAAGAGGACGUCAUGGAAUAGCACACCCCAAAGGUCACUAUACAAAUCAAGUUGUUUCUGCUGAUGAGUUAUUAGCUGCACGACGUUAUCAGAGUAGAUGUCAAGAAAGUGUUAAUUGGGUGGAUAGAAAUCUAAAUAACCUUGAGGCAGCAACAGCACUGAAAGCUAUGCUGAAACGCGAUAAACCUAUUGAAAACGGAGCCUCAAAUAAUGUGAAUAAUUCCACUAUUCUUCCGAAAAUACCUCGGAUUAUUUCUGAUAACAACACAAGUCCACAAUGUGUUUCGUCUGGUCGCAACAACAGAUCAGGUAAUCAUCACGACGAUGAGGAUGAGAUGAUGGAUGCUGCAGAUGAAGUACGGUUUUGGGAAGAUGGAUGGAGAUCACGAUAUUAUCGAUCUAAAUUUGGAGUUGAUCCGACAGAUGCACCUGGGUUCUGUAUCAAAGUUGGUCAGGAAUAUGCCCUUGGUUUAUGCUGGGUCUUAGCCUAUUAUUACCAAGGUUGUGCUUCAUGGGAUUGGUAUUUCCCAUAUCAUUAUGCUCCGUUUGCUAGUGAUUUCUCCAAAAUCACAGAACUCGAUGUUGACUUUUCAAAAAAAGAAACAAAACCGUUUAGACCACUGGAACAACUUAUGAGCGUGUUCCCGGCCGACUCUCGUAGUCACGUCCCUCCAGCGUGGCAAAACUUAAUGACCGACCCCGAUUCUCCUAUAAUUGAUUUUUACCCAACAGACUUCAAAGUAGACUUGAAUGGCAAACGAUAUCUGUGGAUGGGUGUAGCUUUAUUACCGUUUGUUGAUGAGGUUCGUUUGCUGAAAGCUUUAGAUGCUCGAAGAAAUCUUUUAACCAAAGAAGAGAUCGAAAGAAAUGUUCGUGGUUCAGAUCAGUUGUUUUGUAGAGCUGAUCAUUCUGCUGGUCCAUUGCUGCAUGCUCUAUACAAAUUAUCACCUGAAAACAUUGAGAAAAAUGAUUCGGAAGAACAAAUCAUACCAACUUGGGCAUCUGCAAUUGAUCCACGUGUUACGUUUGGAAUCAGUGGUUUAAUCUGGCCUAACAAAACGGCUUACUUGCCUGGGAGUCGUGUACCUAGUGCAGUCCCAGGUCACGUUCCUGAUUUAAAGGUUUCUGAAGCUGUAUCAACAUAUUUUUCAGAUCCUCAAUAUCCAAAGGGCUUUGUUUUUCCUUCCAAGUUACUUGAAUCCGUUAAAAUGCCACCUCCAGUUUAUCUUCAACCUCCUCAGCGUGGCAGAGGUAGAGGACGAGGAAGUUUUCGCACCGAUGAACAUCGUGGACGUUUUAAUGCCAUUGCAGCUAUGCAGUACUAUGCUCGAGACAGUUCGUUAGAUAGGGAGGAAACUGGUAGAGAUUUUUAUUCAAAUUCACCGAUGAACAGGAUGGUUAUGAAUUCACUACCACGAUAUCAGCGCAGUCGAGGUAGCCACUUACAGUAUUCAUCUAGAUCAGAUUGUGGCAAAGUAAAUAACAACAUUCCACCAAAUUGGCGACCUGGGUCUUUUAAUCGUCCUCCUCCUCGAAAUGAUGCUUAUCAUCGAGGUGGACCUGUCUAUCGUCAAUCUAGUAGUCAUCCAUACGCUAAUCCGUAUUCUGUACAUCCUCCAAACUUCAGUACAGGUCUUUCCAAUUCAGUCGUUAGGAAUAGCCGCCCACCAUGGUUGCCUCCAAAUGGUAGGGGUUGA